AUGGAGCCCGCUCUUUCGAGAAGAAAGAGCAUCAGGACGAAGCCUUCUCUUUCGUUUCUAUUUGGCUCGCAGCAAAAUUCUGGCUUCGCUCGGCGAGAGGAGUGCUCGAGAUAUUACGACUUGAAACAUACACCCAUUAUCUUCAGGCGCCGAUCUGUGCUGAUUGAGCGUCGCAAGAUCUCUCCCUGGCUGGAGCGAGAGAUCCGCUGGUCUUGUGUCUUGCUUGCGAAGAGCAUUGAGCAAGAAGAAUUUGAACAUGAUAUCAGACAAACACUGACCUGCCAUGAUGCCUCCCUCCCGCCGGAGAAAGUUGAGGUCCACGCUGCGGUUUCAGCGCCAGGAGAGCAGAGCCAAUGCAACAACGACAUCAGGAAGUAUGACUCUGCUAUUGAGCUAGAUACUCAGCAGGUCUCCAGCCUGACAAAUGAACUUCCUUCAACUUCUCCUUUCCACGACCUGCAUGAAUUCAACUCUUCUUCCAAUCACGAUUCAUCGACGAGUGCUAGCUCGCCUGCCACAACUUGCAGCGACAUGACUUUCUGCACCGGACUGUCUAGUAUUGAACCUUCUCUCAAGGGCCUUGCUCCAAAUGUGCAAGAUCAACACCCAACUACAGAAGAAAUUUCCGUGGAAUGCCCACCAGCACAGUCCGAAGAGGCCUUCCUGGCGGGCGAGGCCAGCCCUAAUCUCUCCACCGACGAAGAGACCAUCUCAGAUGACGUCGAAGUAUUCCUCAAUCCAGAUAAGACCACACCCGACCUCGGGAGGACACCGAGCCUCUCCCGACCGUGCACCAAGGCCGCCCAGCUCGACCACCAACCACGCUGCGAGGACUUCCCAGCUGUACCGCAGAGCAAUACCACCGAAGCCCACAAGACCAGCGACGGAGACCUAACAACGAACGAUCCACCACCCAACCCCGGCGGAUUCGGCGCUACCUGCAUUCGCAAGCACGACGACCAACCCGCCGCCAUCGUCGACAGCAGCGGCGUCGUCCAUAUCAUGACAGACGCUGAAGAAGCACAGCGCAACAGCGACCUCCAGCUCGCCGUCAUGGAGAAGAUGAAAACCGGCAUUAUCGGAUGCAGCUUCACUUCGCCUGCAGAACAAGACGCCGCUGCUCCCCCAUCAAAGUCCGACAAAUCUCCACUACCAGCCUCCGCAAAACAGAAAAUGUCAUCCUUCUGGUCUCUACGAUCGCUCAUCUUCAAAGAGAGCUUGGCGAGCCUGAGGCGCCAUCCCAAAGAGCGCAAAACUCAUUCACCCUCUCAUUCUCGAUCUCAGUCCGGGUCUCAGUCUGAGGCUCAGCUUCCCCGCAAGAGCAAUUCUCUGCUGAGGAAGAUGUCCAAGUUGGACAUGGGGAGGCACAGGCCCGGCAGUGCGUCUCGCAGCAAGGACACGGCGGGAUUCAAUCGAAUCGUCAGCUAA
This is a messenger RNA of Aspergillus viridinutans, 1428 nucleotides long. RefSeq lists its product as uncharacterized. NCBI's taxonomy places the organism in Eukaryota, Fungi, Ascomycota, Eurotiomycetes, Eurotiales, Aspergillaceae. The record is from RefSeq and is a predicted model, not a curated record. The transcript is spliced from 2 exons. Bases 1 to 1428 code for a protein of 475 amino acids.